Talaromyces atroroseus is the source of this 882-nucleotide messenger RNA. RefSeq lists its product as hypothetical. The record is from RefSeq and is a predicted model, not a curated record. Bases 1 to 882 code for a protein of 293 amino acids. Lineage: Eukaryota; Fungi; Ascomycota; Eurotiomycetes; Eurotiales; Trichocomaceae. The transcript has a single exon.
AUGAACACUGAAGAUCAUCCUCUCGACUCUGACCAUGAGGAACAUGCAACAGAAUCGUCGCCUCUUCUUCCCAAGGCCGACCAGACAGCAGAUAAUAGAAAUGAAGGACAAAACGGUCACUCAAUUGUUGAAACACCAGUGCAGCAGCGAGCAAACACAUCCAUCGGCCCGCCGUUGUACAUAAAUCCACCACAACCCCAAGGACAACAACAACAACGCGGAAACAAAAGACAAGACACCCCAUCAUGGCCUGUCCCAGCAGGCCUGCCUCCGCGCGACGACGACGACGAGAGACUGAUCAUUUUCCGUCGCGCGAUCGGGAUCAACUACAACCUCGCAGCCGCCGACCCAGUGACCAUGGAAGAAGGCCGCAAAAGGGCCGUAGGCAUGUACAAGGCCGUGAUCGAUGCGCGCCGGUCCAAAACCAGGCAGUUCCGCGCCAUGUGGUGUGUUAUUCUCUUCUGCCACUUUGCGCAGAUCAUCAUUGGCGCGUCACUGACGGCCCUGGGCCCGUUGGCCGAUAAUCACGGUGUAAUUAUUACUAUUCUGGGGGCGUUGAAUACCGUGAUAGCUGGUGUACUAGCGCUGGUUAGUGGGCAAGGUGUGCCGGAUCGGAUUCAGAAAGACGAGAUUGGUUAUCGCAAGAUUCAGGACUGGAUCGAGGAGACGGAGUCGUUGUUGAGUGUGGGGAUUAUUGGUCGGAAUCGAAAGGAGGUUGGCUUGUUGGUCGAGGAGGCUUUUAAGAAGUAUAAUGCGGCCAAGUCGAAUGAGGAAAAUAAUCGUCCGAAUUCGUAUGUGAAUGCUCCGGAGGAACCAUCCAGAGCUUCGGGCGAUGGCCAUGGUGUAGCUACGUCCGCGGUGGCUGCAGUCCCAUGGAACUAG